Messenger RNA from Haliotis rubra (blacklip abalone), 1109 nucleotides. Its product is annotated as nuclear factor interleukin-3-regulated protein-like. The record is from RefSeq and is a predicted model, not a curated record. NCBI's taxonomy places the organism in Eukaryota, Metazoa, Mollusca, Gastropoda, Lepetellida, Haliotidae. Gene Ontology annotation, cellular component: nucleus. Gene Ontology annotation, molecular function: DNA-binding transcription factor activity; DNA binding. The transcript is spliced from 2 exons. Bases 202 to 1041 code for a protein of 279 amino acids. Gene Ontology annotation, biological process: circadian rhythm; regulation of DNA-templated transcription.
UACCAGUCGUCUCCCUUUUAAUGAUACUUACAGCUGGACCUGAAUGUGAAUAUCGACGUGCGGUUGCCAAGCCUAACCCGCCUCUGUCUGUUUCUCGUAAACAUUCGCGGCGUGAGCACGUUACAUGGAAAAGCUACCAGCAACGUUCACUGUAUAGAGACGAAGCAGCUUCUGUUGGGAAUAUAUUAGACUUUGAACACGAUGGAUUUACACAUCAAACAGGAGAGAAAAGAUCCUGAGUUCGUAUCCGAGUACAGUCAACUAAAUCCAAACUGGAAGGUAUAUGGAUCGUGGAUACAGACGCAAUCCCCGAGGCAUAAAGAGGAACUCACAAAUGAAGAGAUCAAGUCAUGUGAACUUCUUAUCCCGAUGAGGAACGAGACAUCUCACAUCAGUAAUUCAUUUUUAUAUGACACUUCCAUCAUACGGGCACAACGCGAGUUUGUGCCCAUGGACAAAAAGGACACGGCCUAUUGGUCGAAGAGGCUGAAGAACAACGAAUCAGCUCGACGGUCGAGGCUGAAGAAGAGAGCCAUAGAGAAAACAAUGGAGGCAAAGUACAAGGAGCUGCAGCGUGAAAAUAUUGAGCUGAAACAUGAGCUGGCAGCCCUUAAACGCCAUUUUGGAGAAAAGUUAAAUCGGAAAGAAAUAGCUGGUGAUGUGUUUUCAGAGCCUCGUUUUGACAUGGCCGUGAGACAAGGAAGCGCUUCCGAUUUAUCGGAGACAUCGAGCGUGACCUCGGAAGGAGAAGUGUACCAUGGGUCGUAUGAACCGGAUGUUGUUGCGGCAUCGCCGCUGAAGGUUCUGACGUCAUCGAAGCCAGUGACAUUACCCCAUCAACAUGGGUUCAACAUGACACCAGUCCCGUUCAGAUAUUCGUUCAUGAACUAUCCAGUGAUUGCGAAGGAUCGUUCUGAGUACCUACCCUCCAUGGCCAUCGAUCAGGAUGCAGAACCUCUUACAAAAGUUCCCCAUAAAUUCCGACUGAAAAAUGACUUUCAUUCAGCAUUUUAUGUUCAUCCUGACGAGAACAACCAAUAACAGUUUCAUAUCAAACAUUUCAACUCUCCCUGGUUGUAAAUUAUAUUAAUAAAACUAUUAUAUCUGGA